AAUUUUGAAGGUUCAAGGUAGUUAUGUUUUUUAUGAGCAGAACGUAAAUAGAUAUGAAAAUUCUACUCUUUUAAAAACGUAAUGCUUUGAUCCUUUUAUUUUUUCUUUCAUUUAAAGUGAAAUAUCAAUUCUUGUUUACAAUUCACUUUCAUCAUCAAAAUGAAGUCUGGUUUUAUGAAGAUAGAACUCAAUAAAACUUUAUGGGAGGUACCAGAGCGGUACCAAAACUUAGCUCCUGUAGGUUCGGGAGCUUAUGGUCAAGUUUGCUCUGCCUUAGACACUAUAAGAAAUUUUAAAGUUGCCAUUAAGAAAUUGGCACGUCCAUUUCAAUCUGCUAUACAUGCCAAGAGAACCUAUAGGGAACUCAGGUUGCUCAAGCACAUGAACCACGAAAAUGUGAUAGGUUUAUUAGAUGUCUUCACUCCAUCCACUACAUUAGAUGAUUUUCAGGAUGUUUACUUGGUGACUCAUCUAAUGGGAGCAGAUCUGAAUAACAUAAUCAAAACACAACGCUUAAGUAAUGAUCACGUACAGUUUCUAGUGUAUCAGAUCCUUCGUGGUUUGAAAUACAUUCACUCGGCAGGAAUAAUCCACAGAGACUUAAAACCUAGUAAUAUUGCAGUCAAUGAAGACUGUGAAUUAAAGAUUUUAGAUUUUGGACUUGCUCGACAUGCAGAAGUCGAGAUGACAGGUUAUGUUGCCACUCGGUGGUACAGGGCACCUGAAAUAAUGCUCAAUUGGAUGCAUUAUAAUCAGACAGUUGAUAUUUGGUCUGUUGGAUGCAUCAUGGCAGAGUUACUAACUUCAAAAACUUUAUUUCCUGGAACUGAUCAUAUUGAUCAGCUAACACGCAUCAUGUUUUUGUGUGGCAAACCAGACGAAGAAUUUUUAGAAAAAAUAAACAGUGAAGAAGCACGAAAUUAUAUACGCUCAUUACCUGCAAUCACAAAGAAGAAUUUUAAAGAUGUCUUCAGUGGUGCUCAUCCAGAUGCCAUUGAUCUCUUAGAGCGAAUGCUUGAGUUAGAUGCAGAUAAAAGACCCACUGCCACUGAAGCCCUUGCACAUCCUUAUUUGGCUCAAUAUGCUGAUCCUUCAGAUGAGCCGAUAGCUGAACCAUAUGAUGAGUCUUUUGAAGAUAAAGAAUUAUCUGUAGAGGAAUGGAGACGAUUAGUUUAUGAAGAGCUCCAGACUUUCAAACCGCCCGAAUUAGAAUAAAGAGGACAGUUGAGCUGAUCCCAUUUCAUUUGUUUCAUCUCUUUAUCCUCAAAGUGUUGUGCCUUUGACUGCCGGGGCGGUUGAGAACCCCAGAAUGUGCCUGUGUGACUUGUCUGCUUUGCAAGAACAGCAUUAUUAAUUUUGAAGCGAUGCUUUUUAUGCAAAGUGAUUCCAAAUUUGUGCUCUCUUGGUUAAUUUUCCCCCCCUUAUUAGUGUAGGGUUUGUAUUUAAAUUAAAACUGGAAUCGAUGAUCUGUUAAAUUUGGAAAUUAAUAGUGUAAAUAUAGUUACUAAAGCAUCGUUUUGGUAUGUUUGAAUGACAUGUUGAUAAGUGUUCCUGUAUCAGUUGUAAAUAAGAUUUAGUUAAAUAUGCAAUGAUUUUCUUAAUUCAAUGUUUGGGGGUUUUAUAAUUGUGCUGUCCUUUUCUUGUGGUUGUCUUUUUUAUAGAAAUGAUUGAUUAUAGUAAUAUAUGAAAGGUUGCUAGACAAAGUGUUAGCAUAUUUUGUAUUAAAUGUUUUGAUGUUGGCAUUAAAGUGAAAAAUGUUAUGGAAAUUUGCUUUUAAAAUUAUGAAACGAAAACUUACUAUUGAGAAAAAAAGAUUCAUAUAUUGAUUUCCUGCAUUUAAUCUUUUUUGAUAAAAUCUGGAACAGUGUCAAACCUAAAUGGCAAAAAAAAAAAAAAAAAAAAUGUAGAACAUUUUAUUCUCCUGGCUGCAGAAUUUUAUUUACUUUCUCUUAAAUAAAUUUGUUUUCAGUAUUUCCAAUUGAACUUGAUAAAAGGAAAACCUAACAUUAAAGUAUUAUUUUAAAAUAUUUUUCAGAAUUCUUACUUUAAUUUGACAUGUAAAUGACUAAAUGUUUAGUUUUGUAUAGAAUUACAAUCUGAAAUUUCUAUAUUAGCUUUGACACUUUGGCUGAAAGUUUUAACUUUACUUGAUAUUUAUAGAGUCAGUAUACAGGAAAUUCUGAAAAUGAAUGGUAGUGGAUUUGAGAAGGUUUGAUUAAAAUAAAAAGUUCGUUCUAUGAAAACUCAUGAUUAUUAUUUAAAGUUAUGCAUGUUUUAUAAAUUAUGUAUAUUAUAUUAAUUUUAGUUUUUUUAACAUUAGCAAAUAGAUAAAAAAAUUUUAGUUUGAUUCAUAGUAUUUAUAAUUUUAAUGUAUAAUAAUAGUAUUUUUGAGUCAAUUUUUUUAGAAGCCAGAUUUUAAAAUUCCGCUUAAUGAAUAUUGAUAUUGCAUUUUAAUUUUAAUCAAAUAAUUAUAGAUUUUUUAAUGAUUAUAUAUACAUAUUGUGAUGAAGAUUUGUUAUUUAUAAUGCAUAUUAGUCUUUCAUUGUGUUGAUUUUACUUAUUUCAUCUUCAGUUUUUUUUUUAAAAAAUUGAAAUUGAUAUCCCAAGUAAAAAUAAAAUACCAGUCCAACAAAUAUGUUACAAAAUGCUUUCAUUAAUCAGCAGUGAUGUUACAUAGAAGUUUUGUUUGAUUUUAAGAUAUAUUAGAUCUUUUUUUUUUUGUUAAGUUUAUUAUUACUAUUCUAUUUUCUUCAAUUUUAUUUCUGUUGACACAUUUGUGUUUUCAAUUUACAUUUAGUAAUUUUGUAUUGUUCUGAAAUUAUUACAAACAUUAACAUUUAAAUUUCACAUCGUAUAAUAUUCUGUAAGUCUAAGGAAAAUAAUCUGCAUUAUAUUUUUAUUUGAAUCUUUCGGGGAUAUUCUCUAGUUAAAUUUUAAAGCUUGGAUCACAUAAAUAUAUAAAUCUGAUUUGCAAUAUUUGCCAUGACCAGUAAGCAUCUAUUUUGUAUGAAAAAAAAUGAUAAAGUAUCUUUCAGUUUGUGACUUUUUAUUCUGCUUGUGUAAUGCAAAUAAUUUUAAAAAUGGACAUAAUUCUGAAAAUUUUAUUUUAAAUGAAUGAUUAUUUGAGAAAAUACGGGAUCUUUUGUUUAAUGCAGCUGGGAGAUUUAUUCUCAUUAAAAUUGAUUCACUAAAAUUAGUUCUUUUAGUAUGCUUCUGAAGACAAUAGAAUGGAAAAAAUAUGCUGUAAAAGUAAUUUUUAUUUUCUGUUUGCAUUGUACUGAAAUAUUAACUGAUGGAAUUCUUCUUCAUGAAUUCAUUUAAAUAACUUUCUUUUUCUUCAUUGUGUAUUGUUAGAACUUAAUAAAUAUUAAUUUUUGCUUAAAAAUUAUUUCUAAAAUGUUUACCAUGAUUUGUUUACUGUUGAAUGACAUGACAAACGUGAAUAAUUUUCCUGAAUUUAUACAUUAAAUUAUUUGUACAACCAUGAAUAUGUUGCUUCAUUAUAGAAGCUUCUAUAUGUCUGUUAGCAAUAUGUCUUUAGCAAUAAUGUAACUAAACCAAAGUAACUAGUGAAUAAUGACUAUUUAUGCUUAUAAAUUUUAAUGUAUUUUUUAUAUGACUCGGAUGUAUGAAUAUCUUGUGAAAUUUUAUGGAAUACUAUUUUGAGAUGUUUGGAAAACUGUUGAUAAUUGUGUAGAUUUAUCAGAAAUUUGUUGCUUUAAUCAUUUUUUGAUUAAAAAAUGUAUGUUAAAAGUAUAUGGGUGUUUAUUGUUAAAUAUAAAACAGUUAACUUAUUUGAUUAUACUGAUAUUAUAAAAUAAUAACUAUAUAUGUUAUUUUUUUUAAUCACUGAUCUCGUUAAAUU
This is a messenger RNA of Argiope bruennichi, 3865 nucleotides long. It is a transcript of the gene p38b, whose product is annotated as mitogen-activated protein kinase 14-like. The transcript is spliced from 12 exons. The record is from RefSeq and is a predicted model, not a curated record. Gene Ontology annotation, molecular function: MAP kinase activity; ATP binding. The coding region runs from base 160 to 1215 and encodes 351 amino acids. Gene Ontology annotation, cellular component: nucleus; cytoplasm. Gene Ontology annotation, biological process: protein phosphorylation; intracellular signal transduction. Lineage: Eukaryota; Metazoa; Arthropoda; Arachnida; Araneae; Araneidae.